GAUAGAGGCUCAGAGGGAAAAGAGGAGAGCGAGAUAGAAAACGGAUCCUGCUUCUGCCUGUUAGACCUCGCUUUCAGCACCAAGGACAGAGCCUCUGAAGGGCUGACCCAAGCACUGAUCAGUUUAAGGGUCCCUCCCAAAUCCUCUAGAGAAAACGCAUGAAUUUGAAAGCAGCUAUGAAGCAUGCAGUAAGGUCUAAUAGGAAAGCUGUAAGAGCAGCCCACAAGUGAUUUCACCUUAGAGGCAAAAAUGGGUGAUUUUCUUUUUGUUCAUCUCCACAGUUUCUGUGUCCUUGGAAAGGCAAAGUUUGCUUUGCUUGGCCAUGUCUGCUGUCAGUAAGUGACUGCAGGAGCUGAGGUGCUAAACUCCACAGUCUCCAGAAAUCAGAAGAAAUUUUCAGGGAAAUCCACUGGGGUCACUCUUCUCCCUCUGGGCUAUGGCGCCUCUGAGCCAGCUGAGCAGCCAGAUCAACUCCACCUGUGGGGCAGAGAACUCCACAGGGGCCAGCCGGGGCCGCCCACAUGCCUACUAUGCACUCUCCUACUGUGCGCUCAUCCUGGCCAUCGUCUUCGGCAAUGGUCUAGUGUGUGUGGCAGUGCUGAAGGAACGGGCUUUGCAGACCACCACCAACUACCUGGUGGUGAGCUUGGCUGUGGCAGACCUGCUGGUGGCCACCUUGGUGAUGCCCUGGGUGGUGUACCUGGAGGUGACAGGUGGAGUCUGGAACUUCAGCCGCGUUUGCUGCGAUGUUUUCGUCACCCUGGACGUCAUGAUGUGUACAGCCAGCAUCCUGAACCUCUGUGCCAUCAGCAUCGACAGGUACACCGCGGUGGUCAUGCCAGUUCACUACCAACAUGGCACGGGACAGAGCUCCUGUCGGCGCGUGGCCCUCAUGAUUACAGCCGUCUGGGUACUGGCCUUUGCCGUGUCCUGCCCUCUCCUCUUUGGCUUCAACACCACAGGAGACCCCACUGUCUGCUCCAUCUCCAACCCUGACUUUGUCAUCUACUCUUCAGUGGUGUCCUUCUACCUGCCCUUUGGAGUGACUGUCCUCGUCUACGCCAGGAUCUACGUGGUGUUGAGACAGAGGAGACGGAAACGGAUCCUCACUCGACAGAACAGUCAGUGCAUCAGUGUCAGACCCGGCUUCCCUCAACAACCACUAUCCCCUAGCCAGGCACACAUGGAGCUGAAGCGCUACUACAGCAUCUGCCAAGAUACUGCCUUGGGGCGAUCAGGCUUCCAAGAAGCCGGAGGAGAGUUGAAAAGGGAGGGGAGGACUCGGAACUCCCUCAUGCCACUUCGGGAGAAGAAGGCAACCCAGAUGCUGGCCAUUGUGCUUGGGGCCUUCAUUGUCUGCUGGCUGCCCUUCUUUUUGACCCACGUUCUCAAUACCCACUGCCGAGCCUGCCACGUGUCUCCAGAGCUUUACAGCGCCACCACGUGGCUGGGCUACGUGAACAGUGCCCUCAACCCUGUGAUCUAUACCACCUUCAAUGUCGAGUUCCGUAAAGCGUUCCUCAAGAUCCUGUCUUGCUGAAGGAGAGGAGAGCGUGCUCCCUGUGCCCACCCUUAGCCGCCAGGCCAUUGGGCCACU
Leptonychotes weddellii (Weddell seal) is the source of this 1597-nucleotide messenger RNA. RefSeq names its product dopamine receptor D3 (gene DRD3). Gene Ontology annotation, biological process: phospholipase C-activating dopamine receptor signaling pathway; negative regulation of voltage-gated calcium channel activity; negative regulation of adenylate cyclase activity. Gene Ontology annotation, cellular component: plasma membrane. Gene Ontology annotation, molecular function: dopamine neurotransmitter receptor activity, coupled via Gi/Go; G protein-coupled receptor activity. Lineage: Eukaryota; Metazoa; Chordata; Mammalia; Carnivora; Phocidae. The record is from RefSeq and is a predicted model, not a curated record.